AUGGCCCUGCCCAGCCCUGUGGACAGUGACUUCUGGGGGACCGGCACCCCAUCAGUGCGUAGGCCAUGUGGGGAGCAGGCCAUCUGUGGGCGGGCCAGCGUGAACAGCUACGGCCCUCGACAGCUCAGCUGUGAACUGAGGAAAGCCCCUCCUCUACGGCAUUCAGAGAUCAUUGCUGAGAAACCAUCAACAGAGAUGUCCUUGCUGAUGACCCAGAAACCUGUGCCCUCCCGCUCUGCCCCUGGCCUGCGGCCACGGCGCCAGCCUCCAAGGCAGCACCAUUCAGAGGCCUCCCAGGACCCUUUCCUGGAGAAAUCAAUUCACCUGUCCCCCACUUGCCCGGAGGCAGGGAAGGGGGUAUCUUCUGCCGAGAACGCUCAGAGGCAAGAACCAAGUCUGUUGGGCCUCAGCUUGCAGCUCCAGCCGCACCCCCGGCCACGCCAUGCGGCGGACCCCGAGGAACCCGUGAGUGUGUCCCGCAGCACCCUGGGACAGUCCCAGAGCAGCAAAAGCCAGGUGCCCAGCACAGAACACUCCACGCCCAAAGAAUGCAGUAACACCAGCCUGCUGAGCAGCGGCUACUCGGGCGAUGAGGAGAGCAGCCAGGUGGGCUUGAAGAGCCGAGGACGGUCACGAGUCCCCUUGAGUAAGAGGCUCAGGGCCCAGCUGGGCAGCACCCAGAGUAGCCAGGUGUGCGUGGUCAAUUCCCCUCGAUCCAGGAGACACCAGCUGAAUGGCCAAGGCCUCGGCCUCAAGCAGGUAAGCAGCGGGCUGUUCAGCUCCGCCAACAGCCAGAGCCCCAGCAAAACCAACAGCAGCCAGAGCAUCCAGACCCAGGACAAGGGACCCACCAUGCCAAACAGCAACAUCAGCCUCCUGCCGGACAAGAAGGGGGACAAGAUGACAAGCAGCAGCCAGGUCACCCAGGGCGAGGCACCUGCCCAGAGACCCCCUAUCAACAUGCAAGCCGAGCGUAGCGGCGCCAUCUGUAUUGAGAAGCCGCCAGCCAGCCAUGGCCAACCCAUCUCUGUGGAGUGCCAGUGUUGA
Messenger RNA from Dipodomys ordii (Ord's kangaroo rat), 1047 nucleotides. RefSeq lists its product as uncharacterized. The record is from RefSeq and is a predicted model, not a curated record. Bases 1 to 1047 code for a protein of 348 amino acids. The transcript has 6 exons. Lineage: Eukaryota; Metazoa; Chordata; Mammalia; Rodentia; Heteromyidae.